Owenia fusiformis is the source of this 2126-nucleotide messenger RNA. Lineage: Eukaryota; Metazoa; Annelida; Polychaeta; Sabellida; Oweniidae. The record is from the annotation of a GenBank genome assembly.
UUCAUGACCAACAUGGCAAAUAUCACAACGACAGAAUCUCUUAAUAAAUUGCUUUUUACGGCAAAGACAGCUUUUAAAUCGAGAUUUAAUGAAGAACCAAACGUAGCAGCAUGUGCACCGGGUAGAGUCAACCUGAUUGGAGAACACACUGAUUACAAUGAAGGCUUCGUUUUCCCGAUGGCGUUGCCAAUGGUGACUGUCAUUGUGGGCAAGAAGACAGACACCGGAUUAUGCCGCAUAGAGACAAUCUCAAAAUCUAUAGACUCAACCAAAUAUAUUGAGUUUGAUAUUCCAUCAAAAUCAACCCCCAAGAAAGGAAAGAUCGCAUGGGCGAAUUAUGUGAAAGGAGUUAUUGCCUUUUUCCAAGGAAAUGUGCCAUCUUUUGAUGCCGUGAUAGUUAGCUCAGUGCCACUAGGUGGCGGUGUCUCAAGCUCUGCGGCACUAGAGGUCGCCACUUAUACGUUCCUGCAACAAGUCAGCGGCAACACCAAUGAUAUUACACUUACUCAGAAAGCCCUUUUGUGCCAAAAGGCGGAGCAUGAAUAUGCAGGAAUGCCAUGCGGGAUCAUGGAUCAAUUUAUAUCAACAAUGGGAAAGGAGGGUCAUGCUUUACUCAUAGAUUGCAGGUCAAUGGAGAGUAAGCUUGUCCCCCUCACUGACCCAGACGUUGUAGUCCUGCUUACAAACUCUAACGUAAAACAUCAACUCACUGGGAGCGAAUAUCCAUCUCGAAGAAAGAACUGUGAAAAUGCUUCAAAAGUCUUCGGGAAAAAAAGUUUACGAGAGGUUACACUUCAAGAUCUUGAAGGUAAAAAAGCUGAAUUAGAUGACAUCACAUACAGACAAGUGAGGCAUGUGGUUGGUGAGAUAGAUCGUACACAAGAAGCAGCAACUGCCUUAGAAAACGCUGACUAUGCAAGAUUUGGCAAACUUAUGGUAGAAAGCCAUAACUCUCUCCGGGAUGACUAUGAGGUGUCUUGUCCAGAGCUGGACCAACUGGUUGAUGCUGCAAUGGAGGUAGAAGGUGUUUAUGGGUCAAGGAUGACUGGAGGUGGAUUCGGAGGCUGCACCGUAACCUUGGUACCAACUCAUCUCAUAUCAAAGACAGUACAACAUAUGAAGGAUGUCUACCAAGGGACCCCAACUUUUUAUGUGUGUAAACCCUCUGAUGGAGCAAGACCAAUACCCAUAAAUGAUGUCCCUAAUGGACUACAAAAUGGCAUUACUAAUGGACAACCAAAUGGUGUCCCUAAUGGACUUCCGAAUGGUGUCCCUAAUGGACUACCGAAUGACAUACCCAAUGGACUAUCAAAUGGUGUAGAAAAUGGUUUUUGAAUCUCAGUACAAUUAACGGUAUAUUUACAUGUGAAACUUUACCUGUUAAAUAACACAUAUAACACAUACCAAAAUUUGCCAAAUAUCAAAUAUACUGUACUUUACAUAUUUAUAUAAGCAGGGACUUGAAAGAGUAUCUUGAGUGUCCUUAGUCCAUGGAAUUCUAUCUUUUUAAAGAAUCCUCUUGGAAUCUGUCACCUUACUAUUUAAGAUCCUAUGCUAUGAGCAAGAAAUCUGAGCAGUCAUCGUGAUAAUGAACAAAAUACACCCCCUUUCAAAAGUUUGGUAACUUUGACUCCCCAUUGGACAGUAUGUUAAAGUCCGAAGAGUAGGAGUUGUCAAACUUUAGGAGGGGAGUGUACUCCAUAUUAUACAUAUUUUUAUAGAAUCUUAAAGAUCUGAUGUUGAAAUACAAAAACAUUGCAUGUAAUUGUGCCUCCUUAUUUGCCAAAAGUCAUGGCAAAAUGUGUUAAUAUUUUUGAUGACAAUAGUAUGUUGUCAUGACGACAGAAUAAUAUAUACAUUAUGCUACAUUACAAUGCAUGAAGGUGUAUAUUAUUGUACAUGUUGUAUUUUGUCUGUGUUGGGCAGUUAUACAUGAUAUUGUAUAUGUUUAUUACAGACAGUGCCUGUAAUGUCAAAUUUUAGUUAAUGUAUAUUUUUUUAUUUCUAGUUCUACACAUAUUUGUUUUAGUGUGUAACUGUGUAACUGAAUAGUGUUUUGAAGUCUGAUUUGUUAUUUAUUUAUUGUACAGUAAGGUCAUGCUUGGUUUCAUUGUAAUGCAGAUGCU